UGUGUGAGAAAUAUUUAUGUAAAUGUCACGUAUUUCCACGUACGUAUUGGUAAUUGGACGGGUAAAUAAAUAUGGCCUAUACAUGUAAAUAGCUGUCACAUCCUUGUGUCUAAUUUGAAAGAUUUGAUAUACGUGAACUAGUUCUUUGCACUAUAAAAUACAAUUUGUGCGGUAAACAUCAUUUGAAUUUAAUACCGCGCAAUCACGCCUCAGAAGUAUCAAACACCGUUCAACCACCAAAGUAACAAGGACACUCCGGGUCUAUAAGCACAAAUCAAGUCAAAAUGGAGAUAUUCGCCAAAAUGGGGCGUAAAAAGCCGAUGCACAUCAUCAAGGCUCAGGAAUUAAGCCGAGAAGAAGAUGAUAGCGUGAAAUUGUCGCUGUUCGAUCUUCUGUGCAUUGGUGUAGGUUGCACUGUAGGUAGCGGAGUGUUUGUGCUCACAGGAGAUGUCUUGACGGUCGCUGGUCCCUCUGCUGUGGUUUCCUGGUUACUCGCAGGGUUGGUCUGUUUGAUGUCAGGCUUUUCAUAUAUGGAGCUUUCUUCGCGAGUUCCAACUUCAGGAUCAACGUAUGCGUACUCGUACUUUGCUCUGGGCGAGGCCAUGGCCAUGAUCGGUGCUGUGUGCCUAACCCUCGAGUACGGUAUCUCUGCGGCUGGUGUUGCCCGUAGUUGGUCCUCCAAAUUGAUAGAGACGAUUGAGUCGUACACAGAUGCCGACCUGGACGUCCUUCAUUUCUGGUACACUGAUCCGGACACGGCCGAUAUGGAUGCUUACUUUGACGUGCUCGCUGUGGUGGUCAUGGGUCUGAGUACGGUGGUGCUGGCGUUUGGCUUGAAUAUGGGUAAAAUCGUCAUCAACCUCUUCACAGUGGCAAAGGUGUGCCUGGUAGCGUUCAUGGUGAUUGCUGGGUUUGCCGCGUGGCCGUCCACUGGAUAUGGUACCGAGGCGUACUCAUCCACCGACGAGUUCCUUCCGUACGGCAUUGGUGGCAUGUUGCUAGGUACUUCUAAGCUGUUCUUUGGUUUCAUCGGGUUCGACGAGGUCGCGUGCUUAGCGGGACGUGCCAAUAACCCUCGUAAAACCAUGCCUCUGGCUAUUGGUGGUACGCUUUUGCUGGCUACGAUCAUCUCCGGUCUGGCCCAAGCGUCGCUGAGUGGUAUGAUCGUCCCCUGCGAUUCACACCCCGAUUGGAACGAGCAGAACCCCGAUGCCGUGCAAUGCUCCACCUCGCCUUCGUUUGCCGAUGCUUUCCGUCUGAUUGGUUGGAGUUGGGCUGCUGCAAUCGUUUCGUUUGGUGAGGCUAUUCUGCUGCCCAUUGUUGUGCUGCUGGCGUUUAUUGCUCAGCCGGAGAUGAUGGCCGCUAUGGCGGUAGACGGCAUGCUUCCAUCCAUCUUUGCGAAGGAAAACAGCAAAGGAAAUCUUACCAUGGGUACAAUCAUCUCGGGAACUGCCAUGUCGAUUAUUGCCGGUUGUGUGCCCUUUGACAUUCUGUGGGAUAUGAUUUCUCUUGGUGUUCUGGUUUCGUUCUGUCUCACCAAUAGUGCGCUUAUCUGCACACGCCUUUCUGGCCCUGAGGGUAACAACAAGAUAACCGGCUGUCUGAUAUUCAUUUGGGCUGCAUCCUUCAGUGGCGAGUACAUGCUUUGGAAGGGAUACUUCGAGGGCUAUUUUGACUCCGGUGUCGAUAAUUCAACACUUAACGACGCUGUUCUCUAUGGAGCUAUUGCUUUAAUUGCCGCAACCCUUCUAGUGGCCAUUGGCAUGACCUUUAUGUUUAAAGAGGUCGAGGAAAGUAAGGCUGAAACAGGCCGAGUGUUCUAUGCGCCUUUAGUGCCCCUUCUACCGGUUGUCGGUAUUAACCUGAACUUCUUCCUCAUGGCACAGAUCAGUUGGAUAAAUUUGGCGUAUCUCGCUAUCGUCAUUGCAGUGAGCCUGGUCUGGUACCUGGUCUACGGUAUAGGACACAGCGCCCGCGAAUUCGAUGAUGAUAUGCCCGCACUGGAUCACACCAAUCGGUCGUCUCAAUCAUCCCAAGCCCGCCGAUCGUCUCAAUCAUCCCAAGCCCGCCGAUCGUCUCGUAGACAGUCACAGUACUUGGCGGAGUCCUUGAAGGCACACCACAAAGAUGAAGAGAUUAACGAGUCUACUGUUGAACUAGCCGAGGAUCUGGAACCGGACAGUAAAUAGUUUGCUGAGAUGUAUUAGUACCGGUCCAGGAGUACGUAUACAUGGUUGAUGUGGAUGGGGCUCCAGAGGGCAUAGUGGUGAAUCCAAGUAUAUAUAUUAAUUGUGAUUGAAAGGCUGAGGAACGAUCGAGGCUGAGGAAUUGAUUUGAUAAGCGUGAUCUGUUUUUUAUAUACACCACGGCAGAAAGUAAGUAGCCUCACCCCCUUUCCCUUUAACCCCCUUAAACCUAGAGCUUUAAUACACUUUGGGAGGGAUUGACUUGCACUAUCAAACAUGUGCUUGUUUUUCAACUAUGCCGGUCCCAAGCCGCAAUAUGCCCGCAACAUUAUGUAUGUUAUUGACAACCAUUGAUUGCACAAGUGAAACGCCAGGCAAAGAUGCAAGUUCGCCCACGAGACCGCCUUCGGCGUUUAUAAUUAACCCUAGUAAAUGACAAUAUUAGUCUAUUUUGUACUGGUUUCAUGAUUCUCGGCGAUUGAUGAGGCCGUAGUAUGUUCCAGGAAUACGCACCUACCCAGUUAUAUUAAGAAUGUCUCUCCUAGAACUCCUUUAUACAAACUUUCAUCA
Molecule: messenger RNA, 2756 nt
Organism: Sphaeroforma arctica JP610
Lineage: Eukaryota; Ichthyosporea; Ichthyophonida
Exons: 8
Coding region: 285-2189 (634 amino acids)
Biological process (GO): amino acid transport; transmembrane transport
Cellular component (GO): membrane
Molecular function (GO): amino acid transmembrane transporter activity
Source: RefSeq, a predicted model, not a curated record